This is a messenger RNA of Triplophysa dalaica, 4448 nucleotides long. It is a transcript of the gene jag2a, whose product is annotated as jagged canonical Notch ligand 2a. Gene Ontology annotation, biological process: multicellular organism development; axon guidance; Notch signaling pathway. Lineage: Eukaryota; Metazoa; Chordata; Actinopteri; Cypriniformes; Nemacheilidae. Gene Ontology annotation, molecular function: calcium ion binding; Notch binding. Gene Ontology annotation, cellular component: plasma membrane; protein-containing complex. The coding region runs from base 174 to 3848 and encodes 1224 amino acids. The record is from RefSeq and is a predicted model, not a curated record. The transcript has 26 exons.
UUGACUGAUAUAGUGAGAGCAGCCUGCCGGAGGAACGAGUGGAUGUAUGUUUGACUUUCAUCUCAUCUUCUGCAGAACUCGCGAAAGGAAUCACGUUUUUGAAUGGCUUGAUUUUGUGGAUAAUGCUGCAUAUAUGUGUUUUUUGACCAUGUUGUAUUAACUUCAUAGAAGUCAUGCAUAACUAUUUCGGAGGUUGUUUCUUGAUAGUUUUCUUCAUUUUGACGUUUUGGACUGAGGUUUGCCACUCGUCGGGUUAUUUGGAGCUCCAGUUGAUCAACGUGGAGAAUGACAGGGGUGAGCUCGAGAAUGGCAACUGCUGCGACGACACGCAGAGCGCACGAGACGGUCUGUGCGACCGGGACGAAUGUGACACUUACUUCAGAGUGUGUCUAAAGGAAUACCAAGUGGAGGUCAGCACGUCUGGCUUAUGUACAUACGGCACUGCGAUCUCGAGCGUGCUCGGAGGGAAUACGUUUCAGUUAAAAGGAAUCAAUGGAAACUCAAACAAGGCCAAUGACCUGGGGACCGUUAUCAUACCCUUUCAGUUCGCCUGGCCGCGUGCCUACACUUUGAUCGUGGAGGCUUGGGAUUGGGACAACCAAACAUUUACUGACAACAGUGAUGAACUGUUGAUUGAGCGAAGUAUGUCCCGUGGGGAAAUGAAUCCCGGAGAGGAACGACAGCUCAUUCAGCACAAGGGUCGAACUGCCAGCUUCCAGUACAGCGUAUGCGUGCGCUGCGACCAACAUUACUACGGAAACAAGUGCAACAAACAGUGUCGCCCCCGUGAUGAUUACUUUGGCCAUUACCAAUGUGAUCAAUUCGGCAAUCAACAGUGCAUGGAGGGCUGGAUCGGGCCAGUCUGCAGGACAGCUGUGUGUAAACAAGGCUGCAGUGAGCACGGAAAAUGUGACAGACCAGGAGAAUGUGUGUGUAAAUAUGGCUGGCAGGGUCCGCUGUGCGAUGAGUGUUUGCUGUACCCGGGUUGUGUGCACGGGACCUGCGUGAAGCCAUGGACAUGCACCUGUGAGAAGAACUGGGGUGGACUUCUAUGUGACAAAGAUUUGAAUUACUGUGGCACUCACAAGCCCUGUGUGAACGGAGGCACGUGUUUGAAUACAGAGCCGGAUGAGUAUUUCUGCACAUGCCCUGAGGGCUACUCCGGGAAAAACUGCCAAAUCGCCAAGCAUGCCUGCAUGUCAAACCCAUGUGCAAAUGGCGGGACCUGUCAUGAAUUGGCAUCAGGGUUUGAGUGCCAGUGUCCCCCAGGCUGGAAUGGGCCCACCUGUGCUAAAGACAAAGACGAGUGUGCCUCCAACCCGUGCGCUCAGGGGGGGACUUGCUUUGAUCUUGAGAAUGGCUUUGAUUGUUUAUGCCUCCCGCAAUGGACUGGCAAAACCUGUCAGAUAGAUGUGAAUGAGUGUACGAGAAGACCUUGUGUAAAUGCUUACGCUUGCAAAAAUCUUAUUGGUGGAUAUCAUUGCAACUGCUACCCGGGCUGGGCGGGACCCAACUGUAAUAUCAAUGUCAACAGCUGUUAUGGUCAGUGUCAGAAUGGAGGAACCUGUCAGGAUGAUCACCAUAGUUACACGUGCCUUUGCCAGCCUGGCUUCAAAGGAAGACACUGUGAAGUUCAGCAGAACGGGUGCCCAUGUCAAAAUGGCGGACGGUGUCGUUCUCUAUCCAUCGGUUAUGAGUGUGAAUGUCUAUACGGAUACACAGGAACCAACUGUGAGAAGCCGUUGGAUCUGUGCGAACCAAACCCGUGUCAGAAUAAAGCUCAGUGUCAGUAUCUGAAGGGAGAUUUUCACUGCGCCUGUGCAGACGAAUAUGAGGGAAAAACAUGCGGUCAGCUACGAGACCACUGCAAGACCAGCACUUGUGAAGUGAUCGACAGCUGUACUAUUGCCGUGACAUCAAACGACACAGUGAAAGGGGUACGGCACAUCUCAUUCAAUGUUUGUGGUGCUCACGGCCGCUGCAUUAGCCAAUCAGAGGACAACUUCACCUGUGCAUGCCAGCCUGGGUUUACAGGGACGUACUGUCAUGAGAACAUAAAUGAUUGUUCAUCAUCUCCCUGUCACAAUGGAGGAACGUGCAUCGAUGAGAUCAACUCUUUCCACUGUGUCUGUCCUGAUGGCUUUGAUGGGCCACUCUGUGACCUUGAGGUGGAUGAGUGUAGCGAUAAGCCUUGUCUAAACGGAGGUCAAUGUAUUGAUCGGCUGAAUGAUUUCUACUGUCGCUGCACAGACAACUGGAAGGGAAAGACAUGUAAUUCCCGUGACAAUCAAUGUGAUUUUAGCACAUGUGCUAAUGGAGGGACUUGCUAUGAUCAUGGAGACUCAUUCCACUGUGUGUGUCCUCCUGGAUGGGGUGGCAGUACCUGUAACACAGCAAUGAACAGUUCAUGUGAAUCCGGGCCAUGUCUGAAUGGUGGAACCUGUGUUGGAGGGGGCAGUGGCUUCACCUGCAGUUGUAAAGAUGGGUGGGAAGGGCCCACCUGUGCUCAGAAUGUUGAUGACUGCAACCCUCAUCCCUGUUAUAAUGGAGGAAUGUGCGUGGACGGGGCGAACUGGUUCCGCUGUGAAUGUGCUCCUGGAUUUGCUGGGCCUGACUGUCGCAUCAAUGUAGAUGAGUGUCAGUCCAAUCCUUGUUUGUAUGGAGCCACAUGCACCGAUGAGAUUAAUGGAUAUCGCUGUCUGUGCCCAGUGGAACGUGCUGGAUCACGCUGCCAAGAGUCAGUGAUUGGUGUUGGGAAGGCAUGCGAUCACUCUGGGUUGCAGGUCCGUCAUGGUGACCGAUGGGAGGACGGGUGCAACAGUUGUCAAUGUAUGGAUGAAAACAUCAUGUGCACUAAAGUGCGUUGUGGUCGUCAGCCCUGCCUGUUGCAUUCAGGCUUUGGUCAGCCACAGCUUCCCAUGUGUCCAGAAGGGCAGAGGUGUGUGGAGCAUCGUUUCCUGUCUUGUCUUCAUCCACCUUGCCAUCAGCUGGGGAUAUGCUCCCCCCCCGAACGUCAGCAACCAAUCAGCACUCAGUGCUUACCCAACAACACCUACCUAGAUGAAAACUGUGCUCGUGUCACGCUUGUAUUUGACUAUGAUAGUGUUCCGCAGGGGACAACUCCUGAAGGUGUCUGCGCAGAGAUAACGCAUCUGCCAAUCACGCGAGUCCUAGCCAAAGACCACACCCUUUCUAUUCUUUGUGACCAAUCACCUUCCAGCCAAAAUGCAGUGGAGGUUGCAAUGUCAUAUGAGCAAAGCACUUUCAUUGAGGGACGUGCCGAGAUACAGGACGUGGUCCGAUCAAUCAUAGACGUUCUGUCUAAACGUCACAACAGCACGCUACUGUUGGCUGUAAGAGAGGUCAGGGUGGACCCUCAGGGUCCUCAUCCUCCAGCCGGUUACCUGGUGCCGGUUCUGUGCGUGCUGUUUGUGAUGUUGUGGAUCUCCUGUUUCGUCGUUUGCAUGUGGUGGUUCUGGAGACGGCGGAAAGCGAGACAAAGAGAUGACCUUCCCAUGGAGGAGAGCAUCAAUAACCAGCGUGGGACACUUCUGAAUGUCUGCACACUGCACAAAGACAACACAGAGAGAGAAAACAAAAACCUGAUUUACCCUCUGGAUCGGGUCGGAGACGGAGCUGAGCAUGAGGAUGAGGAGGGAGAAGGGGAUGAAGAAACAGAAGCAGGGCUGGUUAUGCAUAAAGGCUCUUCUCUGGCGUACAGCAAAGGAGAUGUAGUGUACACUAUUCCACCAGUAGCCCAAUCCCAGCCACACAGGACACAGUAUAUUAGAAAAGACAACCGCUGUAAGAACAAUGUGAACGAGCACAUGAAAGAUCAUAAUGUAUGAACAAACUGGAACUUUCUACAAAUUUUUUUGUAUGAUCAAAAAGCAGUUGGUGUUUUUGAUUCUUUGUGUCAUUGCGUCGUCUAACGAAACAGGAAUUUACGUGCGUAAAAUGCAAAUCAGACAUUUGGAGAACGAUUUCAAAAUCCUUUUCUUUUGUUUACACUUGCACUCACUUCUGCUCCAAAGGACGGACUUUACACGCGGCUGAACUUUGAGAUUAUGUCUGUGAACUGUGGCGAGACUUUUGACCCUAAGGAGGAAUCAACGAUAGGCAGCUUUGAAUAUUUUUUAUUGUGUCCAGACAUGCCCCAAGUCAAGUUUUAGGAGCGAUCAUCUCUUCCAGAAGUAAAUUCCAGAAGUGCCUCAUCGGACCUUUAGAAUAGCUCUUAAACCUGGCAUAGGCAUUUUAUUUUCAUAUUUUUCACAUAUUUUUUGCUUAUCCUUAACAAAUAUGUUGGUUCUUUAUUAUUUUUGCUAGAAAAUUCUGUACACACUUCCAAAUGUUGAGAGAUAAGGUUUACUUCAAAAAAGUUUUUUUUUUGGUGGAAAUUGGUACUCGAAUACUGAAACAGUAAAAGAGUAUUUUGACUGAAAUGAUCA